This is a messenger RNA of Clarias gariepinus (North African catfish), 1045 nucleotides long. RefSeq names its product Ras homolog, mTORC1 binding (gene rheb). The coding region runs from base 246 to 800 and encodes 184 amino acids. Gene Ontology annotation, molecular function: GTP binding; GTPase activity; GDP binding. Gene Ontology annotation, cellular component: plasma membrane. NCBI's taxonomy places the organism in Eukaryota, Metazoa, Chordata, Actinopteri, Siluriformes, Clariidae. The transcript has 8 exons. The record is from RefSeq and is a predicted model, not a curated record. Gene Ontology annotation, biological process: small GTPase-mediated signal transduction.
ACACUGGACUGCUCUGGGCAGUGACGCAGAGAAGGAUACAGAUGCUCGGGCACUUUUUGACGUUAAACUGUUAGAAAUCCGCACCGCUCGGACGAAGCUCUGGUUGUUGUAGUUUUUUUUUUUUCCCUUUAACGUUAGGCGACAUCGACGUGUCAGCCUGAGUAAAUGUAAAAGCGUGCGCUGGUCAGGCGAAAGCGCUUCUUUAUGUCGAUAGUGGUGUGGUGUCGCUGAUUAGGAGAAUAAAGAUGCCGCAGCCCAAAUCUCGAAAAAUCGCCGUGCUGGGCUACAGAUCCGUGGGGAAGUCCUCUUUGACAAUACAGUUUGUGGAAGGCCAGUUCGUGGACUCGUACGACCCGACUAUAGAAAACACAUUUACUAAGAUGAUUACAGUCAAUGGCCAAGAGUACCAUCUGCAGCUGGUCGACACAGCAGGGCAGGAUGAGUACUCUAUUUUCCCUCAGACUUAUUCCAUAGACAUCAAUGGUUACAUCUUGGUGUAUUCUGUUACGUCAAAUAAAAGUUUUGAAGUAGUAAAAGUUAUUCAUGAAAAAUUGCUGGAUAUGGUGGGAAAAGUGCAAGUACCAAUUAUGCUGGUGGGAAAUAAAAAAGAUCUCCAUAUGGAGCGUGUUAUCAGCUGCGAAGAAGGAAAAGCGUUGGCAGAAUCAUGGAACGCAGCAUUCAUGGAGUCCUCUGCAAAAGAGAACCAGACUGCAGUCGAGGUGUUCAGGAGUAUAAUCCUGGAGGCGGAGAAGAUGGACGGCGGAGCCCCACCAGGCCGGACAACCUGCUCGCUGAUGUAGAUUCGCACUCCCUGCCUGUCCUGACCACUGGAGGACACACAUAGACCUUUCUGGAGAAUGCUUUUUCAAUCAGUCCUUCAGUUAGUUACGGGAACAUGGGAAUUUUUGGCUUAGAUCAGGACGAGGUCAGGGGUUCGAGAAUAAGGGUUUGGAUUCGGUUUAACAGAUAGAGUUAAGCACAUCUUGCGAUAAAUUGUUCACCAGAAAAGUCUGUUUGUAGUCCACUACCACCCCCCCACCCCCCC